UCUGUAUUCCUGCCUUCGUGGGUUAUGAAAGAUAAGACGGAGAGAGACCAAAAACAACAUAGAAAUUACACACAGAACACACACUUCUGGAAAUUCCGAUGUUAAUCUAUGAAUGAAUGAGAAGAAAAAAUGAAGACAGCAACUUUGAACCAAAUAGAAGUGUUACCCCAUUUUCAAAAACCCUUUUGCUAUCCUUCUAAAACCCUUAAACCCCACUAUUUAUUUUCCAAAAAUCAAGUAUUUUUCACUCCAAAGUUGCAAUUUUUAAAGCCCCAGAUUAAACCCUUUUGCUUUAGCCCCAGAAAGCUCAGAAUCAAGGCUUUCAAUGCUUCUUCUUCUUCUUCUGCAUCUCAGGGCUCCAGUUCAGAUGAAAAUGAAUCAGCUGAGCAGCUUUUUGAGAAAUUGAAAGAAUCGGAGAGAGAACGUGUAAAUAAGCUGGAGGAGUUUGAGAGGAAGGCAAAUGUUCAGUUGGAGAGGCAGCUGGUAAUGGCUUCUGAUUGGAGCAGGGCAUUGCUGACAAUGCGGGGAAAGGUGAAGGGAACUGAAUGGGAUCCUGUGAAUUCUCAUAGGAUAGACUAUAGUGAGUUCCAGAGGCUUCUGAAUUCAAACAAUGUACAGUUUAUGGAGUACUCAAACUAUGGACAGACGGUUUCAGUGAUUUUACCAUACUACAAAGAUGGCAAAAGGGAAGGUUCUGCAGGGAAUAUGAACAACAUUGUUUUCCGGCGCCAUGUGGUCAAUCGUAUGCCUAUUGAUUGUUGGAAUGAUGUUUGGCAGAAGUUACAUCAACAACUUAUAAAUGUUGAUGUGUACAAUGUUAAUACAGUUCCAGCAGAAGUUUAUUCAACUGUUGCAACCGCAGUUGUGUGGUCUAUGCGCCUUGCUUUUGCAAUUGUAUUAUAUCUCUGGAUUGAUAACAUGAUGAGACCUAUUUAUGCAAAACUCAUACCAUGUGAUCUCGGAGAGCCCCCAAAGAAGAAAAGACAGCCACUGAAACAGCGUGCCCUUGGAUCAUUGGGCAAGAGUAGGGCUAAAUUUAUAUCAGCAGAGGAAAAAACUGGUAUUACAUUUGAUGAUUUUGCUGGGCAAGAAUACAUUAAGAGAGAGCUACAAGAGAUUGUAAGCAUUUUAAAGAAUGAAGAAGAAUUCCAAGAUAAAGGCAUCUAUUGUCCAAAAGGUGUACUUCUCCAUGGCCCCCCUGGAACUGGGAAAACUCUUCUUGCAAAAGCUAUAGCUGGUGAAGCAGGUCUUCCAUUUUUUGCAGCUAAUGGGACUGACUUUGUGGAGAUGUUUGUAGGAGUGGCUGCAUCUCGUGUGAAGGACCUUUUCGCUAGUGCGAGGUCAUUUGCCCCAUCAAUCAUCUUUAUUGAUGAAAUCGAUGCAAUUGGCAGCAAACGUGGUGGCCCUGAUAUUGGUGGGGGUGGUGCAGAGAGGGAACAAGGAUUGCUUCAGAUACUUACUGAAAUGGAUGGUUUUAAAGUGUCAACAUCACAGGUGCUAGUUAUUGGUGCAACAAAUAGACUAGAUAUCUUGGAUCCUGCUCUCUUGAGGAAAGGCCGUUUUGACAAGAUUAUAAGAGUUGGCUUGCCAUCAAAAGAUGGUAGGUUGGCCAUAUUAAAGGUGCAUGCGCGAAACAAGUAUUUUCGUUCUGAAGAGGAGAAAGAAACUCUGUUGAAGGAAAUAGCUGAGCUCACUGACGAUUUUACUGGGGCGGAACUGCAAAAUAUACUGAAUGAAGCUGGGAUUUUGACUACUAGAAAGGACAUGGACUAUAUAGGGCGUGAUGAACUUCUGGAGGCAUUGAAAAGACAAAAGGGCACAUUUGAAACUGGCCAAGAAGAUAGCACAGAAGUUCCUAAGGAAUUGAAACUAAGAUUGGCAUAUCGAGAAGCUGCUGUUGCUGUUCUUGCUUGCUCCUUCCCAGAUCCUUAUCGGCCUUUCACCGAGACAGAUAUAAAUUCUAUCCGUAGUCGACCGAAUAUGCACUAUGUGGAAACCCCAGGCAGGGUUUUUAAAAGAAAAGGAGAUUACGUGAACUCCAUAGUGCGUGCAUGUGCUCCUAGAGUUAUUGAGGAAGAGAUGUUUGGAGUAGACAAUCUUUGUUGGAUUUCUGCCAAGUCAACUGUAGAAGCUUCGAGGCUUUCAGAAUUUCUGAUUCUGCAGACUGGAAUGACUGCUUUGGGAAGGCUUACUACAGAUACCAGAAUGAUCUUGUGCCUAAUCUUGCUGCCAAACUUGAAGCACUUAGAGAAGAGUACAUGCGCUUUGCGUAGAGUCAUGACUCAUCUGUGCUAAGAGAAAACCAUUUUGCUGUUGAAAGUAUAACAGAUAUUUUACUUGAGAAAGGAGAGAUAAAAGCUGAUGAAAUAUGGAGAAUAUACAAAAGCUCUCCACGCAUACCUCAG
This is a messenger RNA of Coffea eugenioides, 2405 nucleotides long. Its product is annotated as probable inactive ATP-dependent zinc metalloprotease FTSHI 4, chloroplastic. The coding region runs from base 130 to 2295 and encodes 721 amino acids. Gene Ontology annotation, cellular component: chloroplast thylakoid. Gene Ontology annotation, biological process: proteolysis. The record is from RefSeq and is a predicted model, not a curated record. The transcript is spliced from 14 exons. Gene Ontology annotation, molecular function: metalloendopeptidase activity; ATP-dependent peptidase activity; ATP hydrolysis activity. Lineage: Eukaryota; Viridiplantae; Streptophyta; Magnoliopsida; Gentianales; Rubiaceae.